UCUAUGUUUCGUAUUUGUUUUGCUGCUCAAGGCAGACACAUAUUGUUUCGUUUCCAUCUGGCUACAUUGUUUAGUACAACUCGUUAGAUUUGUUAUCCAUCCUUAUUCGUUGAACAACACGAAUUAAAACGUGUUUAUUGAAUACAAAGUAUAACUGGAGAAAGUGAAGCAUUUUUUUUAUUAUUUUUUAUUUGAGAAAAAAAAAAAUAAUACCACACACUAAGAGCUAGAAAAUACAAGAAGCUAAUAACUUAGGUCAUUUAGCGCAAAAAAAAGAAGUACAACAACAAUCACUAAAUACCAACCCCUACAUUGGUAAACAAAUACAAACAACAACAGAAGCAGCAGCAACUAGAACAACAGUAGCAAGAUACAAAUUAACAAUCAGCAGUCUCCUCUCGUCACACACAGAGAUUCCAAAGAUGCUGAUAAAUAAUACGGAAGCUUUAAAAAGCUGGUUAGUGGAAAUCCUAGAACCACUAUGUGAUGCAGAUUCAUCUGCUUUGGCUCGUUACGUUUUAGCUCUAUUGAAAAAAGACAAACCGGAAAAAGAGUUAAAACGUGUUAUGAUCGAACAAUUGGAUGUAUUUUUGGUGGAAGAAACAAAACCAUUCGUUGAACGUCUCUUGGAAGCCAUUAGUACGGAAGAAUAUUUAAAAACUCCCCUGCCUACUGCCAAAACAACUUUAACUGGUAAUGAAGAUGCCGAUGUGGCCUCCUCUAUUGCUAAUAAUGCUGCCGUCGCCAUUGCUGCCUCUACGGCGGCAACAACAUCAUCAUCAUCAUCAUCCUCCUACUCAUCUAAUAUAAACAACACCUCCUCUAAUCUAAAUACUGGUGCUGCGGCUGCAAAUACUACAUUAACGACGGUGUCAAAUGCUACAAAUGUGAUAAAUCAAAAUGAUAAUAGCGAUACAAUCAAUAGCGUAACCGCCAAAGUGAUAGAUAAUAAUGCUGCUACCACAAGUAGUAGUACAUAUGCAGAUAAAGUCAAUACACCACCCAUUGAUGAAAGUAAAACCAAAGAUACUACGACAGAACGUACCUCAUCGUCAUCAUCCACUACACAUCAUCAAUCCUCCUCUUCUUCGAAUUCACAAUAUCAUCAUCAACAGCAUUCUUCGUCGGGCGGUGGUCAUCAUCAUCAUCACAAUUCAUCGAAUCGAAAUGAAACAGCGCAUUCGUAUGGCAGUAGUGUUGGUGCUGGUAAUGACCGUCAUCAACAACAGCAUCAUCCACGUAGUGCUAGUCCACCUGUCGCACGUACUAAUGCUGCCGAUAAAGAGAAUCAACCCCGCGAAAGUCGUAGACGACGUGCCUCUUUGCGUUCACGUUCAAGAUCACGAUCUCGCUCACGAUCGAAUGAACGUUUUUCGAGACGUUCACGCUCCCGCGAUCGUCGCAUCAAUGAGCGCGAGAAAACUCAAAGACAAUUUCGCAACAAAUCUCCACCCAUGGGAGGUGGUGGUGCCGGCGGAGAUUCGAGACACGAUCGCAGACGUGGUGGUGGUGGUGAUAGACGUCGUAUGAUGAUGAAUAACAUGGGUGGUGGAUCAUCGGAUGAUAGAUCGCCCCGUUUUGGUGGUGGCGAUCGUCGUGGUAGUGGAGGUGGUAUUGGUAUGGGCGGACCUGGUGGUGCCGGUAAUCGUUCGACAAAUCGCUCACCCAUAUCACCCCGUAGUCGUUCGCCUUCGCUGGAACGAGGCGGUAGAACUGGCAAAAGGUCUCCAUCCGCUGGUCGCUCCCAAGCUCGUGGUGGUGGAAAUGGUGGUAACGGUGCAGGUGCUGUGUCUUCUCCCGAUGCUCGUCAUCAUCACAACAACGAUGGCGAGAAGAGGCAAAGAUGCCGUGACUUUGACGAGAAGGGCUAUUGUGUAAGAGGUGAAACCUGUCCUUGGGAUCAUGGCGUAAAUCCAGUGGUAUUUGAGGGUCUCAACAAUACGACUCUUAUAAGCAUGUCGCUGCGCGAAUACAAUCCUGAUGCUCCCGAUCUCUGGUCUCGCUCGGCACCCCCUGCCGGUGCUAUUGUGGCCGGUGGCACUCCAGGAGCUUUGAUGGCGGGAGCUGCUGCAGCUGGAAUCAAUCCCUUUACAGGUGCCGCACGACCCGGUGCUGUAAUGAUGACUGGUCCAGCCGGAUCUGUAGGAUUUCCUCAAGUGCCUGGAACUGAUAAACCUACAAAUGGUGCAGGACCUCUAGCAGCUGCCGAAUAUGCCCGUACAGCUGCUGCUGCCGCCGCUGCUGGAGCAGGUUUCCGUGCAGCAGCUCCAAUGAUGCCGUUCCCUUUCAAUCCAGCCGCCGUUGCAACACCAUUACAACGUGAACUCAUACCCAUACCCGUUGUGGAUGCUAGCGGUGGUGCAGCCGCUGCUGCUGGCGGUGAUGUUACAGCCGCCUUGCAAGCACAAAGUAAACGGCGCUUUGAACUCGAAGAUUCUGUUGCCAUAGCCGAUGGGCCCACAAAAAGAAAAAUACCAGCUCAUAGUCGCUUAGGUCCACGUGUUCCCAGUUUACAAAAUUGCUCCCUGGAACUACGCAAAGUUCCCAGAGGUCUCAAUACAAUCGCUCACCUUAACAAUCACUUUGCCAAAUUCGGUAAAAUUGUCAAUAUACAAAUUUCCUAUGACGGCGAUCCGGAAGCUGCUAUUGUAACAUUUUCCACACAUGCUGAGGCGAAUGUGGCGUAUCGUAGCACUGAAGCUGUGCUCAACAAUCGUUUUAUCAAAGUAUUUUGGCACACAGCAGACCCCUCAUUGGCCAGCGAAAGUAACUCUUCCAUGACACAGCAAACCGGUGGUCGUAAAAAUAGUCAAUACCACCUAAACAAUGUGCCAGCGGUGCCUACACCCAGCGCCGACUCUGCAAAAACCGCCAACACUAGUCAAACGCAAACAUUGGGCACCUCAACUGCCAGCAGUAGUUCAGUUGGUGGUACAAGCACUCAAGAUACUGUCACUACUACCACCGCUAGUGGCACUACAGCAACAACAGCCACGGUGGCUGCUACUCAUGUACCCCCACCCUCCUUACGUCUCAAAAACAAUAUACCACCACGUCCGGCUGUCGGUGUACCAAGUGCAGUUUUCCGCAAAAAACAGGAAGAACAAGUCAAGGCUGUCGCCCAAUUGGCAAAUGGCUUGCGAAAACGCAAACAAGAACUUUUGCAAAGUUAUGUAAAACAAAUGAAAUCCGCUUUGGAACUGGUCGAACGGUGUGAACCCACAGAUCCUCAACGUGGUCAAACAUUAGCCACCAUUAAGGUACUACAGGAAACCAUCGAUAAAUUACGCAAAGAAAUUGCAGCCGAACAAGAGCAAAUACAGGCUCAAAUACAAAAUCAAAAUCAGCCACCACCAGCGAAAAAAUCAAAGGAACAACAAAAGAAAGAACUACUCGACAUCGAAUUGGAAUUGUUUGCCCAACAGCAAGAGGGCAACGAUACAACUGCCAUACAAAAACGUCUCGAAGAAUUACAACGUAGUUUAGGCAUUGUACCCGGUUCAGCUGCUUCGGCUGCAGGAGGUAUUGGUUCGCCCAUGGGUGCUGGUAAACCAGGUCAUUAUAUACCCGGUGGUCGUCCCAUUAUUCGAGGUAGAUCUUCUUUUCCCGAAGGUUCAACUCGGGUUGAUCGUCGUCCCAAGACGAUUGUUGUAACCGGAUUCUCAAGUGAAGAUGCUGAUUUUGUGCUGGGUCAUUUUAAGCAUUUUGGUGAAAUUACUAAACAUGAUAUGGAUUUGGAGAAACCUCAACUUAUAUUAUCAUAUGCCACACGUAUCAAUGCCGAACAGGCUGUUUUACGUGGCAAAACCUUUAAAGAUAAACGUCUACAAAUUGCCUGGGCUCCCGUAGUACAAACACCAACUGCAGCUACAACAGCUGCCAGCGGCAAUAAGACAACAACACCGAGUGUUGAAAAUAAAACAACCGGUACAGAUCCUGUCAAUUUUAGUAAUUUACCAUCACCCACUUAUCCAACAGCGAGUAAUGAGACAGAUGCUAAUAAUACCGAUACAUUGCCCGAACUAAGGCUAGAAGACGAAGAGGAAGAUGAGGAAUCCGAAGAUCGUUCUUGGCGUCGUUGAUUUUCAAUAUUCAACAGUACACGCAACAUUAGCAGCAGCAACAGCAGUAGCAAUAACACAAAUACAUGCAGCCAUACCAACUGUAACCAGAGUCUGAGAUGUAGAGUCUAAACGCCAAUCAACUACUACCCCUCCCUUCCCCUCUUUAUAAAACUAUUUUAAAGAAAGCUAAUGAUAAACAUACAGAAAAAAAUGAAAGUCUUAUAAAAGGUGGAAGUCUAUUAAACAAAACUUUGUGAAUUAAUUUUGAUGGUAAAUGAAAUGAAGUUAAUAAUUGUUGUUAUUAAAUAGCACAUAUUUUAUAGAUUAAUAAGUACUUUUUUGUAUACUAGAGAAAAAGGAAUGUGAGAAAAACAAACAAAAUAUCCUUAAAAUAUUUUUUUUUUUAAAUCCUAAGCUAAGAACGCUUUCUCUUAUAAAUUUAAAACAGAUGAUUAUAAAAAAAGUAAUAAUUUAUAAUAAGGUUUGUUAUGAAAAGAAAACAAACUUUUUCUACCAGACAGAAUUCUACUCUAUAUAUACAUAUAUACAAACAUACAUACAAACAUAUUAAUAUAUCUAUUAUACGUAUAACUAAAUGAGGAGAAAGAAUUAAUUUAAAAAAAAAUUAACUUCAUAAUUAAACAAUUAUUACACACAAACAGCAGAAACAAAAGAAUUCAUUAUACAUUACUAUAAGAUGAAUUUUAAAUUUUAAAACUAUAUGUAUAAAAAAAAAGAAUAAAAUGUAAAACAUUUUUUGUUAUUUUCUCGAUUAUUAGCUGUAUCUUUGAAAUAA
Molecule: messenger RNA, 4860 nt
Organism: Lucilia cuprina (Australian sheep blowfly)
Lineage: Eukaryota; Metazoa; Arthropoda; Insecta; Diptera; Calliphoridae
Gene: swm
Product: zinc finger protein swm
Exons: 5
Coding region: 423-4082 (1219 amino acids)
Biological process (GO): mRNA processing
Cellular component (GO): nucleus
Molecular function (GO): RNA binding; metal ion binding
Source: RefSeq, a predicted model, not a curated record